CUCUCCAUUCGCUAGCCGCCGUGCUCCAGGUCCCCACGGCUGCGAAGUGAUCUGGUGCGGGGGGAGCAGGAACGCGCAGGCGAGCGAACGAGCGAGAGGGCGAGCGAGAGCGCCGGGAGGCAGAGGGAGUAGUGACCGCCUUCCGGAGCCGGGAUUCAUGCCUGUCCUCGGGACCAGCGAAGGGGACUUGAGGGCUGAGUAUGAGCCAGGCUGCUAGAAGCCAGGUACCCCCACGCCUGCAGUCCCCGCGCCGUUCCCGGUAUGCGAGCUGGACGCAGGGCUCUCCCAAGUUCCCACCGAGCCGAAUAAAAAGCGUCCGCCCGCAGCUCUCCGCCAAAGACGGACAUUGACUCCAGACUCCACAGAAUGGAGCAAGAAUGAGAGGAAAAAGGCCGGCAGAAAAGCAUGAACUGGAGGUUUGUUGAGCUCCUGUACUUCCUGUUUGUAUGGGGCCGUAUCUCAGUGCAGCCCUCCCACCAGGAACCAGCUGGGACAGACCAACAUGUCUCCAAGGAAUUUGAUUGGCUUAUUUCAGACAGGGGGCCUUUCCACCACUCCAGGAGCUACCUAUCCUUUGUGGAAAGACACCGUCAAGGAUUUACAACCAGAUAUAAAAUAUACAGGGAGUUUGCCCGUUGGAAGGUGAGGAACACAGCCAUCGAGAGGAGAGACUUGGUCCGUCAUCCAGUGCCCCUCAUGCCAGAGUUUCAAAGGAGCAUCCGUCUGCUUGGCAGGAGACCCACCACUCAGCAGUUCAUCGAUACCAUCAUCAAAAAGUACGGCACCCACCUCCUCAUCUCUGCUACCUUGGGAGGGGAGGAAGCCUUGACCAUGUACAUGGACAAAAGCCACCUGGACAGGAAGUCAGGGAACGCCACUCAAAGCGUCGAAGCUCUGCACCAGCUCGCGUCAUCUUACUUUGUCGACCGCGAUGGCACCAUGAGGAGACUCCACGAGAUCCAGAUAUCAACUGGGGCAAUCAAGGUCACAGAGACACGCACUGGGCCUCUGGGCUGUAAUAGCUAUGACAAUCUGGACUCUGUGAGUUCCGUCCUUCUGCAAAGCACGGAGAGCAAACUGCACCUUCAAGGUCUUCAGAUCAUCUUCCCUCAGUAUCUGCAAGAGAAGUUUGUCCAGUCAGCCUUGAGCUACAUCAUGUGCAACGGUGAGGGGGAGUACGUGUGCCAGAACAGCCAGUGCAGGUGUCAGUGUGCCGAGGAGUUCCCGCAGUGCAACUGCCCCAUCACCGACAUCCAGAUCAUGGAGUACACGCUGGCCAACAUGGCCAAGUCUUGGGCCGAAGCAUAUAAGGACCUGGAGAAUUCAGAUGAGUUUAAAUCCUUUAUGAAGCGUCUCCCCAGCAACCACUUCCUGACCAUCGGGAGCAUCCAUCAGCACUGGGGCAAUGACUGGGACCUGCAGAACCGCUACAAGCUCCUGCAGAGUGCCACCGAGGCCCAGAGGCAAAAGAUCCAGCGCACUGCCCGCAAGCUCUUUGGCCUCAGUGUCCGCUGCCGCCACAAUCCCAACCACCAGCUGCCUAGAGAGAGAACGAUUCAGCAGUGGCUUGCAAGGGUCCAGUCCCUUCUCUACUGCAAUGAGAAUGGUUUUUGGGGCACCUUCCUGGAAAGCCAGCGGAGCUGCGUGUGCCACGGUAGCACCACACUGUGCCAGCGGCCCAUCCCCUGCAUCAUCGGCGGGAACAACAGCUGUGCCAUGUGCAGCCUGGCCAACAUCUCACUCUGCGGCUCCUGCAACAAGGGCUACAAGCUGUAUCGAGGCCGCUGCGAACCACAGAAUGUGGACUCGGAGCGGAGUGAGCAGUUCAUCAGCUUUGAGACCGACCUGGACUUCCAGGACCUGGAGCUGAAGUACCUGCUGCAGAAGAUGGACUCGCGCCUCUAUGUGCACACCACCUUCAUCAGCAACGAGAUCCGCCUGGACACAUUCUUUGACCCCCGGUGGCGCAAGCGCAUGUCCCUCACUCUCAAGAGCAACAAGAACCGCAUGGACUUCAUCCACAUGGUGAUCGGCAUGUCCAUGCGCAUCUGCCAAAUGCGCAACAGCAGCCUGGACCCCAUGUUCUUUGUCUAUGUCAACCCCUUCAGCGGGAGUCACUCAGAGGGCUGGAACAUGCCCUUUGGGGAAUUUGGCUACCCGCGUUGGGAGAAGAUUCGUCUCCAAAACAGCCAGUGCUACAACUGGACUCUCUUGCUGGGCAAUCGGUGGAAAACAUUUUUCGAGACGGUCCACAUCUACCUACGUAGUCGGACUCGGCUACCUACCCUACUGCGUAAUGAGACUGGCCAGGGCCCCGUGGACCUGUCCGACCCCUCCAAGAGGCAGUUCUACAUCAAAAUCUCGGACGUGCAGGUGUUCGGGUACAGCCUGAGGUUCAACGCUGACCUCCUUCGCAGCGCGGUGCAGCAGGUCAACCAGUCCUACACACAAGGCGGCCAGUUCUACUCCUCCUCGUCGGUGAUGCUCCUCUUGUUAGAUAUUCGGGACCGAAUCAAUCGCCUCGCCCCUCCCGUGGCCCCGGGGAAACCCCAACUGGACUUAUUCUCCUGUAUGCUGAAACACCGCCUGAAACUGACCAACAGCGAGAUCAUCCGGGUGAACCACGCCUUGGACCUCUACAACACCGAGAUCCUCAAACAGUCGGACCAGAUGACAGCCAAACUCUGUUAGCCUGGGACUCUUUGCCACGGACUUUCCCUUUUGUUGUACAAACAUAACAGAACAAAAGAAAGCAACACAAAACAAACAUAAAUUUGUAAAAUGUAAUUAAUAUUCAAAGCAAAGGAGGAAAAUCUUCAUUCGUUGGAAACAAAAAAUGUUCUAGCAACUGUAUAAAAACCGUUGGGCAUGUUUGUUAUUUCUAUACUCUGUCAUGAAGAAGGGUCUCAGCCUUUUGAGGAGCUUGGGGGGAGUUGCUUCUUAGGCCUCAGGUGCUGUGUGGAGGGGGGAGUAGGGGGGAGAGCAUAUGCAAUGAAUUGUAAAGAUCUCUGCUGUGCAGGUGCUAAGAUUAAACACUAAAAAGAAAGAGAGAUAUAUGUAAUGUACAACCGACACUGCCAUUUUUCCUUGUGGGAGGAAAUGGACAUAGAUAAAGAAGAUAUUUCUUCGGUUAUGAUUUCUUCCCUCUUUAUGCUUAAUUUCUUGUGGUUGGUUUGUCUUAUUCUCACACAUGGGUGGGGAUGUGGGCAUAUUGCCUUCUUACCACAGAGCUUUCUUUAUUCCGAAUAAGCUGAAAGUAGAGGGGCUGGGGUAGUGAGAUGGUGCAAUUACUAUAUGUAGCUGAUGGGGUCCUGGUGGUCCUAAUAAGCCUGACUUCAGGGCCUGCCAGUGUUAUUCACAUUGCAGUUUUGUUUCUUCUGCAGGUCCUUAAUAGGUAUUCAAUAGCUAUGGUUUCUUCUGUAGCUCCUUAAUAGGCAUUCAGUAGGUAUGCUGAACCACAGCAAGGUGGGGGCUCCUGGGUAGCGUAGGGGGCCAAGCCCUCAGUGUCAGCACUGCCAUGGCCUGAGUUUGAGCCCUGACCAGGGAGCCCAAAGCCGGACAUGGAGGAGGCCCCCGCGUCUCCCCAUGGAGGGGGAGAGGAGACCCAAGUUCGAGACCCGGCCAGGGAGCCAAAGCCAGACAAGGGGGAAGACUCCCCCGUCUCCUUAUGCAGGGGGAGAGGGGGAGAUCCCCAUGAAACUGAAACAAGAGCCUUAUUGUUUACACAUUAUAAGCUCUUUAAUAUAAAACAAAAAACACGAGUUGGGAAAGGUGAAAUAAUGCGCAUAUUAUAGUAACAGGAAAAGAAGGAACAAGUUUUGGGAUCAUUUGGAACUGAACCUGCAAACCAUCACCUGUGAACUAUCAUGGAAGAAAACUUGUAGAAAACAUUUUCCAGAAAGUUUCAAGACUGACCCUCUCUAAAAAGGAGACUCUCACAUGACCAAAUCUGACUCAGGCAGCACUCACAAUGGCCACUUUGGUGUUUUCCCUUCCAACUAAACUGCCAAAAUAAAAAGUAUUUUCCAGUUUUAGCUUUUUUUCUCCCUUUUCACUCAGAACCCUUUUUCUCGUCUUUCCCCCAAAACAUGUGGUAGCAGACUUCCUAGAAAUGUUUUGCAUAUGGAAGUUUCAGUUUGGAUAAAAAUCAAUAAAACAAAACAAAAUAAAAUAAAACAA
Molecule: messenger RNA, 4179 nt
Organism: Talpa occidentalis (Iberian mole)
Lineage: Eukaryota; Metazoa; Chordata; Mammalia; Eulipotyphla; Talpidae
Gene: BRINP1
Product: BMP/retinoic acid inducible neural specific 1
Exons: 8
Coding region: 406-2691 (761 amino acids)
Biological process (GO): negative regulation of mitotic cell cycle; positive regulation of neuron differentiation
Source: RefSeq, a predicted model, not a curated record